This is a messenger RNA of Nicotiana attenuata, 1734 nucleotides long. RefSeq names its product COP9 signalosome complex subunit 3. The coding region runs from base 110 to 1396 and encodes 428 amino acids. NCBI's taxonomy places the organism in Eukaryota, Viridiplantae, Streptophyta, Magnoliopsida, Solanales, Solanaceae. The transcript has 11 exons. The record is from RefSeq and is a predicted model, not a curated record. Gene Ontology annotation, biological process: ubiquitin-dependent protein catabolic process. Gene Ontology annotation, cellular component: COP9 signalosome.
UAGCAUCGGUACUUAAGCUUAUAAUCUGAGAGUUAAAAAAUCCGCUGAUAUCAUCCUUUGAUCAGUUGGUUGCAUAGCUCGGUUGAGAAGCUGUGUGUAAGAAGAAGAGAUGAAUCUGAACAUGAAUUCAGUAGAAUCAUUGGUGGCUCAAAUCCAAGGGCUAUCGAGCAAUGCAUCAGACGUAACUCAGCUCCACAACUUCCUCAAACAAUCGGAAGAGCUUCUCCAUUCCGACUUCGCUCGUCUGCUCUCUUCGCUCGCUGAACUUGACCCCAACACUCACUCCCUCGGCUUCCUCUAUAUCCUGGAGGCGUGCAUGUCUUUCCCAGCUGCAAAGGAGCAAGUUAAUGAAUUGCUUGUUUCUGUCGUAAGAUUUAUCAAUUCAUGUGCUGCAGAGCAAAUUCGUUUGGCACCUGAUAAAUUCAUUUCUGUUUGUAAAAGGUUUAAGGAUCAAGUUAUAUUGCUGGAAGCUCCAAUUCGUGGUGUGGCUUCAAUGCUGACUGCUGUUCGCAAACUGCAAUCCUCAUCUGAGCAGUUGACGACAUUGCAUCCUGAUUUUCUUCUUCUUUGCGUAUUAGCAAAGUGCUAUAAAACCGGAAUCACUGUGCUGGAGGAUGACAUAUAUGAGAUUGAUCAGCCACGGGAUUUUUUCCUUUAUUGUUACUACGGGGGGAUGGUUUGCAUUGGACAAAAGCAGUUCCGCAAAGCAUUGGAACUCUUACACAAUGUUGUGACAGCACCUAUGUCUACUUUGAAUGCAAUAGCAGUUGAAGCUUACAAAAAGUAUAUUUUGGUUUCACUGAUUCAUCUUGGGCAGUUCUCUACCAGCUUUCCGAAGUACACUUCGUCCGUGGCUCAAAGGAAUUUAAAGACCUACGCUCAGCCCUACCUGGAGUUGGCAAGUAGUUAUGGCAGUGGUAAGAUCGCUGAGCUUGAAACAUUUGUUCAGACAAACAAGGAAAAGUUUGAAACUGACAAUAAUCUUGGAUUAGUGAUGCAAGUAGUGUCUUCUAUGUAUAAGCGCAAUAUUCAGCGGUUAACUCAAACAUACCUAACACUCUCCCUCCAAGAUAUUGCUAACACUGUCCAGCUAAGAGGCCCUAAAGAGGCAGAAAUGCAUGUGCUUCAGAUGAUUGAAGAUGGUGAGAUAUAUGCAACGAUCAACCAGAAGGAUGGUAUGGUUAGAUUUCUGGAGGAUCCUGAGCAGUAUAAAACAUGUGGAAUGAUUGAACACAUCGAUUCAUCAAUUAAGAGAAUUAUGGUGCUGUCGAAAAAGUUGACUUCUAUGGAUGAACUUAUGUCAUGUGAUCCUAUGUACCUAGCAAAGGUUGGUAGGGAGAAACAGAGAUUUGAUUUUGAUGAUUUUGAUAGUGUUCCUCAGAAAUUCACUGUCUGAGACAAGCAAAGUUCAGCUUCUGAGUAAAUAUGGCAAAUGAUUCUAGAUCUGUUCAUUUGAAGUAUAAGCAAAUUUUGUUUCCUCUGUGUCCCUCACCAAAAGUAAGAGAAAAUAGUUGUAGUUAACUCCUGGUUCAGUUAGUAAGUAGCAAGCUUGUUUCCUCUGUCGCUUUGUCUCAUUUUGAUUGGGCAGAUUGCACCGCUUGCUCUAGUUUCUUUUGAUCUGACAAGAAGGAUACUCUCCUUGCAAUGGGAGCCUAAGACUAGGAGGAUCAGAUUUAUUUUCUGUGGUGGACGUUAAUGUUCUAGUAAAUUUAUCUCAAGUAUUAGUUUGCUGAA